Molecule: messenger RNA, 6424 nt
Organism: Dermacentor andersoni
Lineage: Eukaryota; Metazoa; Arthropoda; Arachnida; Ixodida; Ixodidae
Product: terminal uridylyltransferase 7-like
Molecular function (GO): zinc ion binding; nucleic acid binding; RNA uridylyltransferase activity
Source: RefSeq, a predicted model, not a curated record
ACAUGGCGGACGCACGACCACCGUGACUACGGGGACUUUAUCGCCAAAUUGCGAAUUCAAGUGCACCGAAAUCGCCACCGCCGAAAAAAGCGCUGACCGCAAGCGAACGACCUCCCUGAUGACCAGAGGACGUGUCAGCAAAGGAUGAAGAUCCGCCUGCACUGACUGUCCUGUGCUGCUGUCGUGGUUGGUGGCGCUACGCCCAUUCCUCAACAUGGCAACCAUGUCCGAGCGAGAGAUGUGCCUCGAGAUUGAACGGGACCUGAACCGCCUCCUGCUGGCCUCCACGAAUCGAAAUCAGCCGCCAGAUGUCACACAACACAACGACAGACCACCACCCACGUUGCCGCCCCAGCCUGCAUUGCCCACUCAGCCUUUAGCACAACUUCAUCCUGUACAGGGCUUGCCAUCAGUGAACACAUCAUCUGUAGUCCCAUUUGCAUUCACCGCCUGCAACACUGCUCAUGACGAAGUUGAUUGCCGACAGAAACUGGCACGGCUCCCGCAGAAGUCGGGGAAACGCGAACGACGGAAAAAUGCCUCCGGUGGAAAGAGGGACUUCAGGCCAGUCGAAAACGACGUGAAUGUGCUGCCACCCAUGGAAGGUGCUGAGGAGGUUCCAGUGUUGACAGGCCUUGCAAAUUUGAAGGACUGUAACUUAGUCUCCAAAGGAGGUAGCAUCGUACAGGGUGAAAUUGGUGCUGGUGCAGGCGCUCCUUUGAAGGCAGAAGAGCGCGUACAGCACAAGGCCAAGCCUGUUGCAACCGGGCGCAAGUCACCUGGCCUGAAGAACAACAGCAGGGGUUCACGGAAAGUCUGCGAAGAAGUACCAUUGACUGCUACUGCUUGGCCUUGUGCAACCGACCCAAAGGCCUUUCUGUUUCUACAGGACCUUGAGAGGCAGCUUCUUGAGAGCCCACCUAGAUUGCAUGAGAAUCGCCGCCUGAAUCCACCCCGAAAGGCCUUAGGUCCUGCCCCUUCACACCGGAAUGGUGGCCGUCAUGAUAGCUACAGUAUAUGUGAGGACAGGCUGGAGAUAUUCAAGCAGCACAGGGUUCUCCCUUUGAAGAAGAAAUCCAAGCGUUUCCCAAGGGCGCAGUUUUACUGUCACCUUUGUCAUCGACACUUCGACGACAUGUGGUAUGUCGAAAAGCAUUUGGACCAGGAGCAGCACGCUACCAAGAAGCUUGUAAACGACUUGCGGGUGGCAGUCAAGAACCUUCCCUACCCAGUUGAUGUCCAAUGUGACGCGAUUAGUGCUGUGGUCGAGAAGGUUGUGCAGGAGCACAGUUUGACUGUGGAGGAGGUUGAACUGCGGAAGAGAGUAGCCAAUGACCUGGAAACAUUUGUCAAGGCAACAUUACCAGAUGUCAAGCUCAACCUGCAUGGUUCGUCAGUGAGUGGGUUUGGCUUGAAGACGAGCAACGUCAACAUGGACUUGUCUCCACUUGGGAAAGCGGACUGUGCCCAGCUCUUUGUUGGCACAGGUGACCUCCUUCUGGAGUGCCCCAAGUAUACCCAAGUGACGAAGGACUACCUGUCCAAGGUGCCGCGGAUACGCUUCAAGGAGGUCGACAGCAAGCUCUCUUGUGAGAUCAGCCUCAACAACUCCAACUCGCAGAAGACUUCAAAGCUCCUCGAUGACUAUGCCUCGCUCGACAGGAGGGUUAAAAUUCUGGGAGUCGCUUUUCGGCUAUGGGCCAAGCUUUGUGGCUUGGACCAGCAAGAUCGGGGCACGCUGCCGCCACAUGCAUUUGCCAUCAUGACAGUGUUCUUUUUGCAACAGUGCAAGCCUGCUGUGCUGCCUGUUUUGCAUGAGAUGAAAGAUGGCAAGGAAUCUGAGUCAUACCUAAAGCCUAAAGAUCUGGAAGGUCGGUGGAGCUGCAAGAAUGACCGCAGCAUAGGCCAGCUGUGGGUGGAGCUCCUGCGUUUCUACGCCGCUGAGUUUAAGCUCAACAAACGUGUGGUCUGCAUCAGGCGGUCACAGCCUAUGCUUAUUGUGGAGAAAAAGUGGAACAAGCGCUACAUUGCCCUUGAAGACCCGUACUCGUCCAAGCGGAACCUUGCCCGCUCGAUUCCCAGCGAGCGAAUGUACCUGUUCCUCAAACGCUGCCUCUGCACCUCGGCCAUCUACUUCUUGCAGCCGCAACUGCAUGCAGGUCCCAUGUUCACCCAUCUUCCAGGCCCGCCUAUGUACACCGAGAACUCCGAGUCUGACUCCGAGUCUGACCAGGAAGAUGCGAAUACCAAGCGAAAGCAACGACAUGACUCGACAGAUGAGUUGGCCGGAGCCAAAGCAUCUGACGAUGAAGAUGAGGAAGAGGACGACGAUGAUGCCAGCAGCUGCUCUUCGGGUCCAGCCCACGACACAGAUGAGCACGACCCGGACCUUUCGUUUGCCGAGGUCUCAAAGGUCAUCACCAACCUAGACCUUGGGGCAGACCCAGCUAAGUCAAAGAGUCACAAGAAGAAAGAAGCGCCACAGCAGGCUGCUGUGCCACCGCCGCCACCUGUUCAAGUGUUUGUGAAGCCAGGGCCGCCGAUACCUCAGCGGAUUCUGGAUGACCUUGACAUGUGCACUGCUGAAGACUUCAGCUACAGCUUUUCGCGGAAGACACUGGCCAAUGGACGGUUGCCUCCUGUUAUCUGCUCCUUUUGCCAGAAGAGUGGGCAUUUGCAUGAGGACUGUCCUGAUCAUCGGCUUCCUGAGCUGAAGCGGCUGCCAGACAUGACGAGAAAUUACACCAAGAUACUCAACGAUGUCUGCCAAGAUGUGAUCAAUGCGUGUUCUCCUGACUCAGAGGAGGAGACGUGUCGUCAACAGGUUCUCCACGAACUUGAGUCAUUCAUCCGUGAGCUGUACAAAGAUGCCAAGCUCACGCUCUAUGGCUCUUCAUGCAAUGGGUUUGGCCUGGUACGGAGUGAUCUUGACAUCUGUCUUACUUUUGAGAGUAGCAAGGACGGCAAGGACCUUUGCCAUGCAAAGAUGAUUAAGGAUCUUGCGAAAAAGCUCCACACACACAAGGACUUGGACAAGAUCAUUCCCAUCACUACGGCCAAAGUGCCCAUCGUCAAGUUCUACCACAAACCAAGUCGUCUUGAGGGCGACAUUAGCCUCUAUAACACAUUGGCGCAACACAACACGAGGCUCCUGAAGGUGUACAGCAAGAUUGAUGAGCGGGUCCGAAUACUUGGUUACACUUUUAAGCACUUUGCAAAGAUCUGUGACAUUGGUGACGCGUCUCGGGGAAGCCUGUCCUCGUAUGCGUACAUCCUCCUGACAAUCUAUUACCUGCAGCAGUGCAGCCCACCGGUUAUUCCUGUGCUCCAGGAGUUGUAUCCAGAAAAGGACCGGAAACCUGAAGUCAUGGUUGAAGGAUGGAAUGCGUGGUUUUUUGAUGACCUUGAACGUCUGCAAUCUGUCUGGAGUGAGUUUGGGCGCAACAACGAGGAUGUUGGUGAGCUGUGGCUAGGCAUGCUCAGGUUCUACACAGAAGAGUUCAACUUCCAAGAGCAUGUUGUGAGCAUUCGACAGAGGGCACCUCUGACCAGACUUCAGAAGAUGUGGACAUCCAAGUGCAUAGCCAUCGAAGAUCCUUUCGACCUGGACCACAACCUUGGUAGCGGAGUGUCUCGGAAGAUGAACACGUAUAUCAUGAAGGCCUUCAUCAAAGGACGGUCCCACUUUGGAACACCCAUACGCAAGCUUCCUGCAGCCUAUACUACAUUCCUGGCAUACUUCUUUGACCACCGGCAGCUUGUUGAUGGACCACCACCCAAUGAUCGCGGUUGUCGCGUGUGUGGCAAGAUUGGCCACCGCAUGAAAGAGUGUCCAAAGCGUCAAAGGAACAAUGGGGGCAAGGAGAAAGACGCAACUGCUGGGGGCAAUCGUCCCAUGUGGGCGCCACAGGACCCAAGUGGUGGGCCCAGGAACUUCAAGUUCCGGCCGCGGCCGAAUCCACAGAAUCUGGACCCAGAGGAGAUGGAUGCGGAGCAGCUGAACCUGGAGCAUCUGAAUCCACAGAGGGUGAAUCAGCCGCAGCUGGGCCCCAUGUUGCACCGGAGGCCACGAGCCGGACCAGGAGCACCGCCCCGUCAGGCGAGAAAUCGUGCGCAGGAUGACCAGCGCCAUUCUUCGCAUCACCAGCAACAGGCACAGCACCAGCAGCAACCGCAGGGUGCUCCAAGCGAGGGUCAUGCAGGUCAUCCUGGUCUUGCUCCCGAAGUGCCGCACGGGGGCGUUGCACCGCCAGGGGUCGCCCAGGCACAGCUCCAGAGGACGCUGCAGAACAUGGCAACGGCAGGUCUCCAGAUGGGAGCUGCCCCCCGCUGCUUUGUUCCGCACAUGGGCACGCCGCCGGCUUUCAUUUCGGCACCGCCCCUUCGCCCACAAGGGUUCCCGGGUGCCAAUGGCCAGACACCGCCCCACCCUGACGUGCAGGCCCUGCUGCUGAGGCUGCAGCAACAGCAGCCACCGCAACAGCUGCCGCAGGACAUGGGACCCCAGCGAUAUGGCCAGUGGCAGCCGAUGGGUCCGCCGUCAAGGCACAACAUGCCGCCAUCAUGGCCUCCGAACCUACCUCCUCAUGGCCAGGAAGCUCCGCACCAUUUCAGUGGCUUUCUCGGACCGAGGGGGCCCCACAACCUGCCGCCACACCCGGCAGCAAUGCCCCCACCACCAAAUCAGCAGCAGCCCUUUCUCUGCGGGCCCCCUUCGAAGCCGCCAUUUGGUGCGAUGCCAAGCCAGCCGGUCUUCCCUGGAGCACUGUGCAGUGACCAUGCAUCACAGCAAUGGGACCCCUCAUCACAUGGGAGCCACGAUGUGAAGUCUGUGCCGUCCCAAGAUUAGAGAAUCUCUAAAAGAGCUUUUUUCCCCACCCGACCUUUACUUGUGACAAAUUUCUUCCUUCUACCCCUUUCCUGUGGUGAUGCUUGUUCCCAAAGACUGAUGCCUCAGGCAUCCAUUGACAAGCCCCCCGACUCAUACAUUCUUCUCGUUUUAAGUUCUUGGAUUAGUACCCUGGACAAAAAGACUGUGUCAAUUUGAUUGAUGGUACAAUGCUGUGUAAACUGCCUGUUUAUGUUUCUUACAAUUGCUUAGGAUUGGGUUGUCAGGGUGCAGGGUGGUUAGAGAAGGAGUUACCACUUUUCAAGCAAGAGUUGGCUGCCUUUCUUUUUUUUAUUGUGCCACUUGUUGAGCAAAGCUCAAUUUUUUUGACAGUGUAUACCAUUGUCAAAAGCGAGAUACAUUUCAGGUUUUUGCAUGCUUCCAGGAUAUGUCGGGGCAACUGAUGGACAUGCAUGUAAGGAAUGGCUUUUUUUUUUUCAUUUUCGCAUUCAUUGUUUUAGCUUAGCUACUGACGAUCAUGGGGACUGACUGGCAAUGGUACUAGAAUGUUAUCACUUGGUGCCUUCCCAAAGUUAGCUUUUUUUCCUCGCUUAACAGAUAUCAUUGUUUCUCAUGCAAAAUCUUGUCAGGUCAUCAAGACAUGGCAAAACAUAGUUUUAGCAUUCUUAUUUACAUUCUUCUGUCACACUUUCAAUUUGGGAUUUUUAGGUCAAAGCAUAGCUUCCCCUUUGACUUGCCCCGUUUCUCAUCCCUUGCAGUGAUGCUCUCGAGUAGGAAGUUGUUUCAAUGUGAUCACGUGAUGAUGUGGUAACAAGAAGCUGUCACAUUUGAUUUGGCUUGUGAACGGAGCUCUCUGAGUAGUGUCAUUACUAGCACUGUGACAGUAAUUGCAGCUAAGUGUUGUAGUCAGCGCUGCGCGAGGAAUCUUUCAUUCUGGGCAGUAUUCUGAAAACAAAAAGGUGUUUCUUCAGCCAGCAUUUGGUGGUGGUAAUUGUGGUUGAGAAAAUCAGUUUCCUUGUAAUGAUAUUAUAAAGAUAGCAAUUGUAAAAGGAAGUGUGUUCAGAAUGUAUCGGGGCGGGCAGUUCUUGUUGAGUGCUCCACUUGUCUUAACCGUGGGCUGGGGCUGUCCAGCCUCCCUCGGCAUUGUGCGUCUUUUGUAAUUAUACAACCCAAUCAUUUUCAUCAGAUGCAUUCGAUCUCAAGGCCACUGUGUUGUUGACAUCUUGUGUCAUGUACCAAGUACAAGUCUUUGGAAAACAUAACUCAUGCGUGAGCAGUUUGACAUACCAUGCCAACACAGAUUUUGACACAGUGCACGGUGCCACACGUCAUGGUGGUGCUGGAUGGGGUUUAUUGAUUUUAAUAAAAUUCAUCAUCAGGAUUUUAUGGUGGACAUUUGUGUAAGCCAUGUCAUGUACAUGGUGCCAUGAAGGCAAGAAAAGUGUGUAAUUGUCAUUUCUUGUAAAUAUGUGAAGAACUUCAAAAGCACAUAAGUGGCCUAAACAAUGUUCCCCCCUGCCAAUAACUCUGAACGAUUGUAGUAAAAUAUGUAAGUAAAGAGAAAUUCAAGCAUUA